Scheffersomyces coipomensis is the source of this 1173-nucleotide messenger RNA. RefSeq lists its product as uncharacterized. Bases 1 to 1173 code for a protein of 390 amino acids. The transcript has a single exon. NCBI's taxonomy places the organism in Eukaryota, Fungi, Ascomycota, Pichiomycetes, Serinales, Debaryomycetaceae. The record is from RefSeq and is a predicted model, not a curated record.
AUGAAUCCAAUCCUUAGCAUCUUAUUUAUUGAUGGUUUACUUCUAUCCAAGUAUAAAUUACUAUUUUGGUGUUUAUCUGACAGAUUGUGGAAAUUGGAUGUCAUGAUAAAAGGUAAAUCGAUUCACAAACAGAAUGCCAUCAAAAACUAUCCAUCAAACUUAAGAAUUGUUCCAAUCAACUACAUUUUAUCACCCACUAUGUUUGCUAAGUCAGAUCCAAUUACCGCCGGUCGAAGCAUCAGUCAAUAUGAUUUUAUUAUAACUAGUGAUCAAAGAUUUAAAGCAGUAUCUAAUUCAUAUCCAACCAUUAUAUAUAUCGAUAAAGUGAAUCUCGACAUAGAAACAAUAUCUCAUGGAAUAUUAACAAACAAUCGUUUACAUCAUCUAAGAUUAGUACAAUAUACUUUAAAACUUUCUUUACAAUAUUCACAGCCGUUAGUCCUAAUGGUAUCGACAAAGAAAAAAGAUAUUCAACAAGAUGAAGACGAUGAUGAGGUUGAAGAAAUCGAUGAUACUCUAAAAGAGUUAAUGAUAGGUAGAGAACAUUUAACUUACGGAGAUGAAGAAGUGUUUUUUGAUGCUGAUACCCCACCACCAAGAGAAGCUAUGUCAGCCACGGUUUCUGAAUUACAAAAUUCAACUUCACAAAAUAUGUUUGUUGAAUCACCUCAAAUCAAUUCAUCAUCAAGUUUAUCAUUAAAUUAUGCUCAAUAUCCUCCUAUGAUGAAUUUUCCUAAUUCAGCUCCUGUACAAGUUAAAACUCUUCAUGACGAACAAGGAAAUACUUAUGUACUACAAUCCAAUGGAUUUGUAAUUCCAGUCUCCAGACCAUCACUGAUGCAACUUAAUCUUACCAAUCCUAUACUUAAGAAGAAGAAAUCAAUUAAAAAGAAUAUGUUUUAUCAUAUGCCCAUACCAACUAAUAGAUAUACUCCUACUGAAAAAUUAGUUGAAUCUCAUAAUAGAGUAUUACAAUUAGUUCAAUUUGAUGAAUUUUUAGACCAAACUUCAACUAGUAGAUAUCGAGAUCUAGAUACAUCUUCAUUUAUAUUACAUAGUGCCGGUAAUAGUUCUAAAGAUACUAGUUCCAAAGGAAGUAGUUCAAAAAAUGGUAGUUUUAAAACAUAUGAUACAGCACCCGAAGUGGAUAAAGAGAGUAAAUCAGAUCCAUAG